AUGUUAUUAGCUAAAGUUCAAAGACCAUGGUUAAAGGUGAACCAUAUUGUUUUGGUAUCUGGACGUGAUUUCUGCAAUCCUUGUGCUCCUGAGUGUCCGCCAUACACUCCCUGUCCACCUUGCCCCCCGUGCCAACCAUGUCCACCGCCUUGUCCCCCCCCUCCGCAGCCACCACACUUUUGCUAUCCAAGAACCAAAUAUGACGUAAACUUUGUGUACAUUAACGAUAAACCUCCCGGUACCACCGUGCGGGAUUUUUUCGACCGAGCAUCGCAAGUGGUGUUUUGGACAGAAAUUUUUAGAGGAUUUGCGGUAACACUAGCUCACAUAUUUAAAGAGCCAGCGACUAUAAAUUAUCCGUUCGAGAAAGGCCCUCUCUCACCGCGUUUUAGAGGUGAACAUGCAUUAAGGAGAUACCCAUCAGGAGAAGAAAGAUGCAUCGCUUGUAAGCUCUGUGAGGCUAUUUGUCCAGCGUUAGCUAUUACCAUAGACGCCGAAGAGCGAUGUGAUGGUUCCCGUCGCGCCACCAGGUAUGACAUAGACAUGACAAAGUGCAUAUAUUGCGGAUAUUGUCAAGAAGCUUGCCCAGUAGAUGCUAUUGUGGAGGGCCCAAAUUUUGAGUAUUGCACGGAAACUAGGGAGGAACUUUUGUACAACAAAGAAAAACUACUAACCAACGGUGACCGAUGGGAGUCGGAGAUAGCAAGCAAUAUCAAAGAUAAUCACUUGUACCGUUAG
This is a messenger RNA of Diatraea saccharalis (sugarcane borer), 738 nucleotides long. Lineage: Eukaryota; Metazoa; Arthropoda; Insecta; Lepidoptera; Crambidae. The record is from the annotation of a GenBank genome assembly.